Molecule: messenger RNA, 1416 nt
Organism: Kogia breviceps (pygmy sperm whale)
Lineage: Eukaryota; Metazoa; Chordata; Mammalia; Artiodactyla; Physeteridae
Gene: C13H6orf118
Product: chromosome 13 C6orf118 homolog
Source: RefSeq, a predicted model, not a curated record
AUGGCUGAGGAUUCCGAGCCUGAACUUUACCUACGGUGGAAACACUGUGAGACAGCAGGUAUUAAGACUGUGUGCGAUCUGAGAACACUUCUGAACAAACUCCAGAAAGACCACAGAGAUGAUGUCUACAUGUACAUCUCCGGACACCUGAACCCCAGCAAGCUCUACAGGCCUCUGGAGACAAUCCUGUAUCACUGGCCCAAUGCCAACAGGCCCAAGGAGGCAAACGUCUUUGGAGUAGAAAAGCCAUCUGAUAAGAAGAUUAAAAAGAUGAAAGAUGCUCUAGCUUAUUUUACCAUCAACACAGCUGUGGGCCCAAACGAUGCUGAGAUCACACCACUCUUCAGAUAUUUGAACCCUCUGACACAUGGUUCCCACGCUUCGGAGGAGGAUUUGAUUCCAAAGAAGGGUUUGAGAGAGGAAGGUUCCCCUGAACGGCCGAAGAGAGAAGAGCUAAGAUGGCCCAAGAUGAAGCUUCUGAAGCACAAAGAAGCGAAGUCCAGCCGUGAGUGUGUGAUGUGUCCCCCAGGCAGGGACGAGCUCCUCAGCUCACACUUGGCUGGCGUAACAAAAGCAGACACGUACAGGAAGUUCUUGAGUUUCCAGAAACACGUUCUUGCAAAGCAAGAUGUCUUGAAGAGUGACUUCACUGGCAGCAAGGUAGUGAUGUGCCAUGAAAAGAAGUUGGAGCAGAAGCUCCAGAAAAUACGUAUCUGUGACCCUGAAGAGUUCAACAGACUACAGGUCUUUGGAGAAGUCUUUGAAGAUAUUUGCAAUAGUUCUUUGAUAUUUGGUGAUAUCUUGAAAGAAAUUAAGGACAAAUAUGAACGCUACAUGUUAUUACUUCUGAAGACCCAGCCCACAGAACAGUAUAAGACUUUGCUGACUCACAUCCAGGAGCUGGAGACGAGGAGCGUGAGGACCGCAGAUGUCAACCAGGCCAGGGAGGAGCUGAGGGCGCUCGUGGUGGCCAUCAAAGCAGCCCUGGACCGUAAUGACAAACUCAGAAAUGAAUUGGAGCUGGAACGCAUGUUGCUGCAAUCCACUAAGAAGAGGUCAGAAUCACCUGAGAAAAAUGUAAUGAAGGAGGAGCGCCUGACUCUUAUUGAGAAGGUUGAAAAAAAGAGGUGUGAAGUGCUUAAUAAAUGGGAUGAAAUUCAAGCUCUUGAAAGAGAAAUUAAAACAACUUUGGUUCAUACUGGAAUUUUGCGUAUCACCGAGAAUAAGAUUCAAAGCGUAGAGACUGAAACUAUAAAGUUGGAAACAGCAAAUAAAAUUUUAAAGAAGAAAAUACAAUUUAUUGAAAACCACGUGAAGCAGAUCAUGGGGAAGAGCAAGCUGAGUGAGGGUGAGCAACGGAAACUUUGGGAGUUUAUUAAAGAAUAUGUAAAAUUAAAACAGACAGAUAACUCUUAA